This is a messenger RNA of Pseudogymnoascus verrucosus, 1968 nucleotides long. RefSeq lists its product as uncharacterized. The transcript has 8 exons. The record is from RefSeq and is a predicted model, not a curated record. Lineage: Eukaryota; Fungi; Ascomycota; Leotiomycetes; Thelebolales; Thelebolaceae. Bases 247 to 1554 code for a protein of 435 amino acids.
UCUCCCUCCACACUCUUCCUCCAUUAUACUUUUCAUCCUCUAUUGUACUCUACCUCACUGCAACCUCCCCGUUAACAAAGCAAUAGGGGUCAAGCAUCUGCAGCACUCUCACACACCUCCUUACAUCAACCACAAACCUGGACCACCGUCGUCGCCGCGCCUGGGAACUUUUUUCAUCAGAAAUCAGAACAAGUGAACCAAUCCCUUAAAACCCUUCCCAUCUUGAACAACUGAGAUCAGAUCAGGAUGUCGGCCUUCCAGUGGAACGAGAACCUCAAGGAGAAAGGUAUUGACUUGCCGGCAACGUUCAAGUGCCGUAUCUGCAGCAAGGUGAAGUCGGGUACAAACGAUCAUUUUUCCAAGAAGGAGCUAAAGACGUACACUUCUCGGAUUGCAAUGGGGAGGGCAGUUACCGGCUUCAAUGCAAAUUUACGCUGCAGGCACUGCUCUGGUGAAAAUGUUUUCGAGCUUCUUUGCCAGUACUGCAACAUUACCAAAUCAAAGGACGAUUUCUCCUAUAAUCAGCGCACUGCCGCUCUGUCAGCUCGCUGUAAGGCGUGCAUAAACUGGCAGGAAACGAAUGAGCCUGGCACGGAAACCCUCCCGGGCCCCAGCAUGGCGCUGCAUCCCGACACCACCCUCGCUGCUGCCCCAAACAACCCGAACCCGGGCGCGCUCUCUGUGCUGGUGACCUCCACGGCCCAGGCUCAUGGCGGUGAUGGGAGUUCCUCUGUCUGGCGCACGACGCUUGCCAAUAACAACACGGUCGGCGUCGCCACCACCAAUGACUCCGCUGGGCGCACUACCACAAGACCUUCCGUGGUCGAGAGUGGCCUUCCUUCUGCCCCUGACGGAUUUAUGGCUCCAACUAGGAUGACGUACCACGGCGACGAUAUCCACACUGAGUCUACACCAAGCAAUCCUUAUGGCAGCCGCUCCAACAGCCCUGUCUCCGCUGCUACUGAUAUAUUUGCCCAAUUUGAUCCAUUUGCCGGUCGUGGUGGCAAGGCCGGCAAGGUUAAUGCCGGUGGUCCUGCUGCUGUCUCAUCUUCUGCUCAUUCAGAUUCGGUUGCCGAUACCCCUCCUGGCGAUAUGAGAACGAUCCCUGCGCAGAAAACGCCCACGAAGAAAAUUCCCAGGGGCAAUGAUGUUCCUGUUCCAUCUACCACGCUGUCGCCCCUCAAAGAAGAUUGUUGGAUGGCUGUGCCCACAAAGAACAACAAAAAGGCAAGCACACCUUUCACAGGAUAUGAUAACACCGGAACUGCGCACCUCCAGACUGCUGUUGCUCCGAGCACUGCCAGCUCAACUUGGGCGACCCCCGCGGCGUCCGUGACGGCACUCGAACAGAAUGUCGCGAGUGGUACGUAUGGACGCCCUGGUCUUACUACGCCACAAAGGGAUAGCGGAAGCCCGUGGUUCAAGCCUAGAGCCCCGAAGGCGGAUACGACGGACUACAAGUUUGAAGCAUACGGCCCAGUAGAUUUUGCGGCUCACGCUCCUCCGACAAAGAGACCCGAGCAUAACCCAUUGGAUAGCGACGAUGAAGUGUAGACACUUUGGUGCUGCUGCUCUAUGUGAGCUUUACCACGUCCCAAACUUCCUUCGCGCCUCGUGCUUGCACUACUACUGUUAUCAGCUACAAGCAGGAGGAUUGAAAUGGAGGGAACUAGAUCGGAACACCCCAUGACCUGUCUGCCUCUACGCCUAUGUACAGGAGGCUAGGUUCGUUACCAUCAAGCUGCCUCAUUUUUUUUUUGUUUUGUUUUUUGCCUUCUAUGAAAAUAUUAAUGGUAAUUCUCGUUUUUUCGAUGCCGCUUAUAUGGAUGUGCUAAAGCGUCGUCUCAUGAUCCCUUUCGUGUUUUUUUAAGAGGGAGGCUAUAGGCAAUGAAGGAGGAUAUAUAGUUGUCGUUGAUGUUUUCUUUCCUAUUUUGUCGCCGUUAUGCUCUUUAUGAUAGAGGAAUGGGC